Molecule: messenger RNA, 5805 nt
Organism: Eimeria acervulina
Lineage: Eukaryota; Apicomplexa; Conoidasida; Eucoccidiorida; Eimeriidae
Exons: 4
Coding region: 1-5805 (1934 amino acids)
Source: RefSeq, a predicted model, not a curated record
AUGGACACUGCUGCUUCUAACCUUCAUCGUGUAGAUCAGCUUGAAGCAAACAAAUGCAGCGCCUCAGCAGCAGCAGCAGAAGACGCAGCAGCUGCUGCUGCAGCUGCUGCUGCAGCUUCUGCUGGACCCGAUGCUGCAGCAAGCGCAGCAGCAUCAGCAGCAGCAGCAGAUGAUGCGCCUGAUGCAGCGGAAGGCUUCGAGGCAGUGACAGCAAACGAAGCAGUUGCUGCUUACUUGUGUCCAGAGGAAGCAGCAGAGAGCAUUAGAAAGCUAUGCCUGCUGCCAGCUGCUCCUGCUGCUGCUGCUGCUGCAGCUGGUGCUGCUGCUGUAGAUGCAACACAAGUAUUAGGACCAGCAGCAGCAAACCAGAUAAAAGAAACUGCUCUUGCUGCGCUGCUGCUGCAUCUCCAUGUGGGGCGUGUGUCUUUCAGAGAAGUCCUCAGGUACGCCGACUGCUGCAGCACAGCAGCAGCAGCAGCAGCAGAUGCAACAGCAGCAACAGCAGUUACCUGUUCAGGUUAUGUUAAGGCGGCACAAAUGCGAAAGGCAGCAGCGCUGCUGCCGGCACAAAUAAUGCGCCGCAUGCCAGAGCUGCCUCUCCGCAGCAGCAGCAGCAGCAGCAGCAGCAGCAGCAGCAACAACAGCAGCAAGAACAGCAACAGCAACAGCAACAGCAGCAACACAACCACAGGCAAAGAGAAUGGUAAUGAUGCAGCCACAGAUAGCAGCAGCAGCAGUAGCCGCACAUCGGCAGGUAGUUGCACAGCGGAUAACAGCAGCAGCAGCAACAGCAGCAACAGCAACAGCAGCAGCAGCAGCAGCAGCAGGGAGAGGCUGAGUGAGGAAGACGACCUCUGGGAGUUGCUGCAGCUGUGCAGCAACAAAUUUUUUAAAGACUGGCAGGGCACAGAGGGCGGGGUUAGCUGCUGCCUCAUCAUUGCAGAGUCAUCUCCGGAGCUGCUGCAGCUGCUGCUGCCGCUGCGUAGCAGCAGCAACAGCAGCAGCAGCAGCAGCAAGGAGAGCAGCAGCAGCGAUGAUAGCAGCAGCAGCAGCAGCAAGUACUGGAGCGAAGAUUGUACAGUUGGUUUGUUUAUUUUGCGCAGUUUGCUGCAGCAGGUUCACACCCCUUCUUUCGCUCAGAGCACGCGGCAGCAGCUGCUGCAGUUGCUGCUGCUGUUGCUGCAGCACUGCGUUUCAGCAGUGCAGCAGGAGUUGCAGCAGCAUGCAUUAGUGCUGGAUAUAUCGCGGCAGCUUGAAGGCGAGAGAGACCCUCGAUGUUUGCUGCUGCUCUUCGCAAUUGUUCAGCAGCUGGGGUGUACGUACAGCUGCUGCAUGCGAAGGACUGAGCUCGAGGCUUCUGUUGAUAUUAUUAUGACUUACUUCCCUAUCUCCUUCACCCCUCCCCCCAACGCCCUCGCCUCAGUCACAGAGCAGCAACUAGUUGAGGCGUUUGCUGCUGCUGCUGCUGCUUCACCUCUCUACGGCCCCUUUGUGCUUUCGCUGGCUGUCGAUGUUAUACCGUCCCUUAUAGAAGACUGCAGCAGCAGCAGCAGCAGCAGCAGCAGCAGCAGCAGCAGCAAGGGCAGCAACCCCGUGGAAAAGGCUCUAAACUCUAUUGCCCUCUGCCUUCCUCACUUUGAGGCUGCUGCUGCUGCUGAUGCGGCGGUGCAGCUUGGGUUGCUGCUGCUGCAGCAGCAACAGCAGCAGCCUGACGACUUGCUGCCGCUUGAAGCUGUGGAUCUGUUGGGUUUGCUGCUACGACGAGCGCAGCAGCAAACCCCAGCGGUGCAACAGCAGCAGCAACAGCAGCCAGACCAACAGCGGCAACAGCAGCAGCAACAGCAGCAACAGCAGCAGCGGCAGCAGCAGCAGCAGCAGCAACAGCAGCAGCAGGAGGAGGAGGAUUUGGAUGGUUGUUUGUCUGUCAUGCAAGCAGAGGAGCUGCUGCUGCCGACUGUCUCUCCGCUGCUGCAGCUGCAGGACAUAGCCAAGCCGAUGAAUAAGCUAGUGCUGCAGAUGCUGCUAGAGGCAGCAGCAGCAGGCCCUGUCUCAUGCUGCUGCUGCUUGAAAGCUGCAGCGUUACCUUUGCUGCAGCAGAUACUGAAAACGGCAGGCAUAUCCGUGCAGAGAGACCAGCUGAAGCAGCAGCAGCAGCAGCAGCAGCAGCAGCGGGCUCUAACCCCACGUGCUGCUCAUGCUGCUCACGCUCUAUUUAACAGCAGCAGCAGCAACAGCAGCAGCAACGAUGGGGACGCCGCGUGCUUGGCUUCUCUGUCUGCGUGCCUUCCCUGGCUCUCAGCAGCAGCUGUAGAUUGCUGCAGCAGCAGCAACAGCAGCAGCAGCAGCAACAACGAAAACAAGCGUAUGACCGUCGAUGAAAGGAUGCAAGUGCAGGGUGGUUUGCUGCUGCUGUCGGAGCUGCUGGCAACAGCACAAGGGAGCGGGUGCAUGCAAGCAGCAGCAGCAGCAGCAGCAGCAGCAGCAGCAGCAGAGCCGGAUAGUUGGCAGCAGCAGCAGGAGGUUCUGCUGCAGAUGCUGCAAGAGCUGCUGCUGCUGCUUCUGCUUAGAGGCGAUUUGCUUGCGGUAGAGGGGCCAGAUGCGUUGCUGCUGCUGCUGCGGCUUGUGGGUAUUGUUGCAGCAACACAACCUGUAGGAGAAGCAGCAGCAGCAGCAGCAGCAUACGUUCUGUCUGUUCUUGGGGGCUUCGUUGCUACUCCUCGACUGGUAUCACCAGCAGCAGCAGCAGCAGCAGCAGCAGCUUGUGCUGCUGCUGCAGACGAAGUAGAAGAAGACAACUUGAAGAGGGAAGACGCGCAGCAGCAACACGUGCAGCAGCAGCAGCAGCAACGCGUGCAGCAGCAGCAGCAGCAGCAACGGGUGCUGCAAGAGCAGCUGCUGCAAGUUGCUUCUGCCUUCCACAGCAGGAUAGCUGCAGAGUGCAGCAGCAGCGGAGUCGCUGCAGUCCUUAGCAGCAAGCCUUCCGAUGCUGCUGCUGAUGCAAGCAGCAGCAGCACAGAGGUCGCAGCAGCAAGAGGAGUUGGUGGCAGCCCCUACGUUGCAUGCGUGCGGUCGCUGCAGCAUAUUCUGCUGUCUACUGGCUGCAUGCAGCAGCAGCAACAACAACAGCAAGAGCAGCAGCAGGAGCAGCAACAGCAGCUGAUGCCGGCCUGGGUGCUGCUGCGCGCUGUUGCAGCGGGAGUUGAGGCUGCAUGCGGAGCAGCUCUGAACAGCUUUGGCGGCAGCAGCAGCAGUAAUCAGCAGCAACAGCAGCAGCAGCAACAGCAGCAGCAGCAGCAACAACAACAGCAAAAGCCGCCCAUAUUUGAGUUGCUGCCAGCAGCUGAGGCAGCUGAAGUGUCCGUUGGUUGCUGCUGCGUCCUCGUGGGCCGCUGGGAUACAUCUGCGCACCACUGCGAGCAGCAGCAGCAGCAGCAGCAACAGCAACAGCAGCAACAAGAACAGCAGCAAGAAGAGGAGGUGCAGCGCCAACUGCAGCAACAGCAGCAGCAGCAGCAACAGCAGCAGCAAAUAUUCGUUUUUUCUCCCCCCGCCCGCUUGCUGCAACGCCUUUGUGAUCUUCUUUGCUGCGCGGCUGAGCCCUUGGAGCAGCAGCAGCAGCAGCCGCAGCUGCUGCUGCUGCCUUCAGCAGCAGCAAAGUUGCGUCUUCUGGCCUCAGCUGCAGACGGUUUGGCGAGCGCACUGUGUAUAUACAGCACGAUCGUCCAGCAGCAGCAGCAGCAACAGCAGCAGCAAGAGCAGCAGCAAGAGCAGCAGCAACGAGAGCAGCAGCAGCAAAGGAAGAGGGGUCCGGGGGCUUCUCUACUGCUGCUGCUAGGCAGCAAGAGGCUGACGAGUCUGUUUAGGAACUUAGCAGCUGCGUACGUACAGCAGCAGCAGCAGCAGCAGCAGCAGCAGCAGCAAGAGCAGCAGCAACAUGAAGAGCAGCAGCAGCAGGGGAUGCUGCUUGCAUGCAUCGUUACUUCACUGCGUCUGCUGCUGCAGCGGCUGCUGGUGCUGCUGCCGCAGCAAGACGCUGCUGCACUUUCGCAGCAUAUGCUGGAGGAGGUGCUGCGCCAUGAUGAAUUGCUGCUGUUCUUUCCUGCUGCAGUUGCUGUUGCGGUGCAGCCGUGCUGCAGCACCAGCAGCAACACCUGCUGCUGCAGAGGGACUCCCGCUUGGAGCUGCAGCAGCAGUAACCGCAUGCAGCAGCAGUUGCUGCAGCGAUGUAUCUUGCUUUGCUGCUGCUCUCUGCCUGAAUGGCAGCAGCAGCAAGUGCGGCAGCUGCUGCCAGCAGCAGCAGCAGCACCAACAGCAACAGCAGCAGCAGCACAGAAGAGCCUUGUGCUGCAGCGGGAUGCACUCGAAGUGGGUGCUGCACUCGCUGGUCUUUGGGCAAGCCGCUGCAGCAGCAGCAGCAGCAGCAGCAACAGCAGCACCAGCGACGAUGAGAGAUGUCAGCUUGCUGAGCAGCUUUUGGAGGACAUCUUGCUGCAGGCCUUCGCACCUCGUUCACAUGGCAGCAGCAGCAGCAGCACCAGCAGCAAAAGUAGCAGCAGCAACAGCAACGACAGCGACAGCAGCAGCAUUAAAGGAUGCAGUUGUGCUGCGCAGUUGGCUGCUGCGAGGGCUGUGGGGCUGCUGCUGCCAGAUGUGUUGCAGCAGUCAGCCUUGGCGUUAGAUCCAUCACCCAGUAGCAGCAGCAGCAGCAACAGCAGCAGCAGCAGCAGCAACAGCAGCAGCAGCAGCAGCAACAGCAGCACCAGUUACUGCCCUCUCUUCCCCGUUCUACCGGAGGGGCGGCCGUGGCGUUUUGGGGCUGAUGAAUCAGAGCAGCAGCAGCAUCAGCAGCAGCAGCAGCAGCAGCAACAGCAGUAUGCGGGUAGAGGGUCAAGGAAGCAGCGGAGUGGAGCAGCAGCAGCUAGUUUCUGCCUUGAAGUGCUGCAUCCUCGCUGUACGAGUGCUGCUGCUGCUGCAGUUGCUGCUGCAUUAUCAGCAGCAUCAUCAUCAUCAGCAGCAGCAGCUGCAGCAGCAGCACGGUGGGAUGCCCCUCGCGGCGAAAUCCAUUGGCUCCACGAGGCAGAACCUGUUCAGCAGCAGCAGCAGCAGCAGCAGCAGCAGCGGAAGCUGGUUGCGCAGUUGCCGCUGCUGAGUUGCCUUACAGCAGCAUGUGUUUCCUCUCUCAGCAGUAGCAACAGCAGCAGCAGCAGCAGAAGCAGCAGAUUGGAGCAGCUGGCGCAGGCGGAGCCGCAUUUUACUGCCUUGGGGCCCCUUAGUCUGCUGGAGGUGGUUAUAGGGUGGGGUUGCUGCUUCUUCGUGCAGCAGCAGCACCUGCUGUCUACUCUGAAACUGCGCAUGCAGCAGAUGCCGGCUGGUACUGCUGCUGCUGCUGCAGCUCUUGCUGCUGCAGCAGGCUUCCCCCUCUCUCUUACGCCGCUCCACAACACGAGUCAGCAGCAGCAACAGAUAGUCCGCGCAACAGCAGCAGCAGCAGCAACAGCAGCAGCAACAGUACAGGAGCAACAAGAGCAGCAGCAGCAGCAGCACGAAGAUAUCGAUGAUGCCGCAGUAGCAACAGCAACAGCAGCAGCAGCAGCAGAUUUUGCUUUGCUAGAAGGUUUUUCAGGCUCAUGGUUGUUUUUGCUGCUGCAGCUGCUGCAGCAGCAGCGAAAGUCGGAGCAAAGAAGCAGAAAGAAGAGCACAGCACAUAACGAGGUGCUGCUGCUGCUGGAGGAGGCGCUCUGUGAUGAACGCGCGGUGGUGCGGAGAGCUGCUGGGGCCUGCUUCGGUGCGUGGACAGCUCGCUGA